Pocillopora damicornis (cauliflower coral) is the source of this 2002-nucleotide messenger RNA. Its product is annotated as armadillo repeat-containing protein 6. Gene Ontology annotation, molecular function: protein binding. Lineage: Eukaryota; Metazoa; Cnidaria; Anthozoa; Scleractinia; Pocilloporidae. The record is from RefSeq and is a predicted model, not a curated record.
GAGAAAAUGGCGGAAAACUGUAAUUUAGUUCGAACCGUUUGAAACGUUGAUUCUUUGAUCGUUAAAGGUAGAUCUUCGCUCUUGUGGUGAAAAUAUCCCAUAUUACCAUGGCACAACCAAAGAAAAUUACACAAGAAACAUUUGAUGCGGUUGUAAGAGAGAAUAUAGAAGAAUUUGAAAUGGAUUUGCACGAGGCUAUAGAAGAUGCGAAGGAUCAGUUUAAAACUCAGGGCGUUGACUCGUCGAACUUGAUCACAUCAUAUAUUCAAGAUCCAGAUACAGGUGAACUUAAACACAGCAAUCCUGUGAAAGAUGCCUUGGACAUGAUACAGACAUCUUUACAAGAGGAUGAUUCCCAAUUACUCUGGAAAGGAUUGCAGGAUUUCUCCACUGAAUGCGAUAAGAGCGAAAGUAACAGAAAAUUUGCAGCAAGCAGAGAUGCCUUCAAAUUACUCUUCUCCAGUUGCAACCAUUGUUACUUAGUGAAAAACAAGGAUAACCUUGCUGCCAGUCUUGAUGCUUUGAGCUCAUUUUUGUGUGGCCAAGGAGAUCUUGCUGAUGUUAAAAUGAUUGAAUUUCUCUCAAACUGUUUAAAAGAACUUAAAGAAGAGAUUUUAGUUGAAAAAAUUGUUAAAACUGUAAGAGUUGCUUGCAUCAAGAGUGAAUCGAAUCGUCAGACUUUUGUUGUUAAUGGUGUCAUACCUUGUUUAGUCGCUAUUUUGAAAGAUUUCAGCCAGUCAGGAAAAAUCGUGAAGGAAACAUGCCUGGCCCUGCGUGUUUUCACAUUUGAUGAUGACAUGAGUGUAGCUUUUGGGAAAGCACACGAGCAUGCCAAGUUGAUUGUGGCAGAAAAUGCAUUUGGAGUACUGUUGGGUAUCAUGGAACAUUACAAAGACGUGGAGGUGGCAAGUGAGUUAUGUGUCACCUUGAGUCGUCUGGCAGUGAGGAAUGAAUACUGUAAGGACAUAGUUGAUAUGGGUGGACUGAAGAUGGUUCUGAAGUUAUUACAAGACCAUACUUCUAACCAGAAUAUUUCUAAGCAGGUUUGCACUCUUCUAAGAGCCAUAGCUGGAAAUGAUGAUGUCAAGACUUCCAUUGUUGAUGCUGGUGGCCUGGGACUCAUCGUUGCUGCCAUGACGACUCAUGCUAAGCAGCCAACAGUAGCGGAACAAGGAUGUGCAGCUCUAGGUUCUAUUGCUUUGAGAAGCCCCCCUAACUGUUCAGCUAUUGUUGCUGCUGGAGGGGUAGAAGCCAUUGUCAAGGCUAUGCAGAUUCAUCCUGAUGUUGCUGGAGUACAGAAACAUGCCUGCCUGGCUCUGCGCAACCUGGUGGCUCGUAAUCCUGAUCACUGUGACAUCAUCCUUGAAGCGGGAGCUGAAAGCUUGAUCAGGAAAGCACAUGGCAAGAUGGGUGAUUGUGAGGAUUUAGCUAAAGCAGCUCUCAGAGAUCUUGGUUGUGAUGUGGAACUUAAAGAGCUUUGGACUGGAACAGGACAAGGCAAGGUUCAUCACUGAUUUGAGAGAGCUCAAAGCUUUUUAACCAAUCAAAUUCAACCAUAAAAAGAAUCACUACUUUGUCAAUGACAAAUCCAGUGCCAUUUGCUUGUUUUGACUGCAAGUUCUCCUCGGCUUCUUUUCAUUUUUUUUUGUUUUUUUUUUUGACUAAGACUGGUUUUUGUAAUCACUGACAUUGGUUUUGAAUUCAGACAUUACCCUGUAAAAAGGGCUAUUGAUAAUUGUAAGGUAACAGUGCCUUGCCUAGUGUUUUUGUCAUAGUAGUUAUCAUGAUUCAACCAAGGAAAAUCAAAGCAUUAAUUUGAUUGCUUGCAUAGUUCUCAUUUUGCACCAAACUGUGAGAAAACUGUGGACUCACUUUUGGUGUGACCAAGCCAUACAAGAAUGUGUGUUAGUUAGAACUCAUCAUCAGCCUAUAUUUAACAUUGUUUUAAAAUAAGAUAUUUAAUUGCAUUAGAGUGUAUUAAAUUGUAACAAUUUUAAAAUCA